Molecule: messenger RNA, 748 nt
Organism: Arachis ipaensis
Lineage: Eukaryota; Viridiplantae; Streptophyta; Magnoliopsida; Fabales; Fabaceae
Source: RefSeq, a predicted model, not a curated record
AAAACCCUAAUUCCCAACCCAGCCGCCGCAUCCUAUCUGUUUCCCUUCCUUCUCUCAGUAACGCAACACACACAGCAGCAACAGCUGCAACACGAUGCAGAGGAAAGAAAUGGGUAGGAGGAAAACGGGAAAGAGGAGAGGGGAGAUGGGAGGAACGGCGCCGGCGAGGAGCCGCUAUUGCCGCAGCCGCAUCGUCGCUGAGUCUCAAAGGGAGACCGUGUCUGGAGCUAUCGUCGUCAAGUCACCACGAGCCGUCGAUCGCACUCCAGUUCAGCCCGCCACCGCCGCACCUUCAUCGCCACCGCGCCCAUGCCGCGUCGCUGCCGUCGCCCUCACUGCAUCGCCGCCGUCGAGCUCGCAAGCGUGGAGGAAGCACAGCGCCGCCGGCUUUGUCGGACUUCCACCGUCGAACCUGUCCCUACCACCGCUACUGGCCAUACGCACAGAGAGAGAGAGAAUCUGCGAAAAAGGAGCUGCCGCGGGGUUUCCGUUGCCACCACGAGGCUCGGCUUGCCGCUGUGGAGGGUUGCCCCCUUUCCUCCACCGUCGCCGAAAAUCCAUCACCGGAGCUGCUGGGCUUUCCGUAUGUUGCUGUGGUGUCGCCGGAGCUUCAGGCCACUGUGCCGGCCGCCGGAGACCACAGCUGAAGCCUCUGGCUUCGUGGGUUCUUAUUGUUGUAAGUUGCUCGGCUGUACGCCAUUGUCGGAACCGAGCCAGAUUUGCCGGUAACUGCUCUCUCCUUUCUUGA